AUGUCCUUCCAGAUGACUCGAUUCCUCGUUCUCGCUGCGAUUUUCGGCACCGCAGCCGCUGUUUUGGACCAAUCUGUGGCCGUAAAAGGAACUUUGAUGUGCGGAGAUGAUCCGGCGGCCAACGUCCGUGUGAAGCUUUGGGAGGAGGACGGAGGUUCGCUUUUAUCAGUAUGAAAUGAUAAAGUUUCCCAAAAACUCCUACGCAUAUUUUUCUGAAUUGUUCCAUGACUGCUGGGAAAGUUCGAAAAGGGCACUCUUAAAAUCAAAAUAUCAAGAUGAUUCAGCUGAUCAAUGUUCAUUUUAGCGAACUUGUAGGCUUAAAAAGGUUCGUAAAAAAUUCAUUUUUUCAGUUUCUUGAGCCCUAAAAGAGUGCCUUUUUAUGAAGAGAAAAAUGAGAGAGGAAUUCCAGAGGGAUCCCUAUAGGGUUUAUGGAGGAAAAAACCCCCUAUAAAGGCCGAAAAAGUGGUCCUUAUAGAGUUAAAAUUAAGUUAAUCCCUAUAGGGGUGUAUGGUCUGACCCCUUAGCACCUAAACCUCAAGUGGACCCUAUAGGGUUCUUUCAAUUUUAUCCGAAAAACGCUUGUUCAUUCAAUUUUUCCCAUGGCUAUACUUCUUCGCUUAGAGUUGAUCAAAAUUCACUCUAGGGAUCACUUUUGCAAGCUUCGGUGGCCCCUAUAGAGAUUGGUAAAGUGAUCCCUAGAGGGGACCUUUCAGAACCUUCGAAGGUUGCCUCUAUAGUGAUCUCUUUGGAGUUUUUAAGGAAUUUGAAUGGAGCUUAGAGAAAACGAAGAAUUUUUACAUUUCUAAGGACCUUUCAGGCCGCUGUUGAUCCCUUGCUGCCAAGCCUUUCUGAAAAUUCUCUUCAAGAAUUCCUGGGAUGCUCUAUUUUUAGUUUCAAAUCUACGCUUCUUUGCCUAUUUCCCUCUCAUAAAGCUCAAAAAUAUGUUCUACCACAUGGAAGAAAGGGAACGUCUUUGAAGAAAAAAACAUUUUCUUCGAUUCAAGGCCCCGAUCCGGACGAUUUGCUCGACCAGGGCUACACGAAAGACGACGGCAGCUUCGAAUUAUCCGGAGGAACCGCCGAACUGACGCCAAUCGACCCGGUCUUCAAAGUUUAUCACGACUGUGAUGAUGGUGUCAAGGUAAUCAACGUUCUUCAAUCAAUAAAAAUUAAUUGAUUCAGCCCGGCGCCAGGAAAGUCGUCAUUUACGUCCCCAAAUCCUACAUCACCAAAGGAACCGACGCGAAAAAGACUUUUAAUAUUGGUUUUUCAUCUUGUCGAACUUCUUAAUCUUCUACUUCUUCCAGGAACUAUCAAUUUGGAGACCACUUUUGGGGCUGAAGGACGGGAGCUCGUACUCUCCCGCCAUCGACGUGAACCCGAUAAUUAUAAUUUCCUUGACAAUCUCUUUGCUGGCGUUGACUUUUGA
Caenorhabditis auriculariae is the source of this 1429-nucleotide messenger RNA. The record is from the annotation of a GenBank genome assembly. Lineage: Eukaryota; Metazoa; Nematoda; Chromadorea; Rhabditida; Rhabditidae.